Messenger RNA from Neodiprion fabricii, 4707 nucleotides. Its product is annotated as bicaudal D-related protein homolog. The transcript has 5 exons. The record is from RefSeq and is a predicted model, not a curated record. Lineage: Eukaryota; Metazoa; Arthropoda; Insecta; Hymenoptera; Diprionidae. The coding region runs from base 1539 to 3182 and encodes 547 amino acids.
CCUCUAGUCUGCCUUGGAAUCGGUGCGGACCGUUGCCGAGAGGAGCGAAGCCGCAGUCGGAUUCGCCGCACCGUCAGCUUUGGAGGAGGGGAUCUUCGGCGCACCGCGUGUUCCGGGUUUCCGUAAAAUUUUCGCUUUAUACGCAGCCAGGCGCAUCCCAGAGGCCAGAGCUGGGCUGACUCAUUCGUCGUCUGUCUGCUGCACGCUCUUUAUUGUUGACUUUCUAUACCCACGGCCGCCUGGACGUCAGUUUUCAAUUCGCCGUCGUGCCGUGAACUGCUGCGUAUAUUGAGCGUGUUUUUCGAUUCGUAUCUUUGUUUUUUUCAAAAUUUUUUCAUUUCUUUGGUUCGUUGUACGUGAAAAUUCUUAGAUAUACUUCUUCUGCGGAAUUGAACUUCGACUUCGAAAUAGGAAGAAAGGGGUGUUGAAUAAUUUAUACAGUGAAACGAAAGGCUGACGGAUCGCGAUGCAGCUUGUAAAUUUAUUAUGUAAUUGCAGUGCAACGUGGUGAUGUUGUGACGUAUCAACCGCGAGUAUUCGACUGAUUGUGAAAUAUAGUUUUCGUAAGGUAUAUUUGUAAUUAGUUUACACAGUGCCUUAUAAAACGUGGAACGGUGUAAUUAAUGUUCCAUCUCAAAGUUCGACUCGAUUGUUUAUUCAUUUAUCGAAGGUUGCAGUGUAUGCGUUGUAAAAAUUUUGCAGUGAAAACGUGUUGAGUAUCAGUCCGUUUGUUGUAUCUUUUGGUGCGAUGAUAAGGAACCUCGCGUAUCGAACGUUCUAGUUAUCGAUUGACGUACGAUUGUCGUCGGUUUUGGCUAUAAAUUGUUAUUUCUUUUUCUUCUUUUACACUCUUUACACGAAGUGCCUUUGAUCGAUCCUAACUCGUCACGGUUUGUAAAGAAUUAAUGAUAGAACCAGUGGCGCUCAUUAGGGAAAUUACAUGCAUUGUACUCGUGCCUAAUUACCAACAAUUAAUUAUCACAGUUAUAUCUUCUAACAAACCGAACUACCAUACUAAUUUAAAUCGAAGACAAAGACUAAGGGUACAAUAAUAGGCUACUAAUUUUAAUCCCGCUUUGAAGACGACUUAAAUAAUUCGUAUUUUACAGCACCAGUUAAAAGAAUUUACUAUAUAUUACACGUGUGUAUAACUGUUGAUAACAUUCAAGUUUAAUACCUAAUUGCCGAUCGUGAGUUGCGAGUGUGAAUCAACGAUUAUAAACGCUUUCGAACGGUGGGAAGAAUUGCGCAACGGAAGCUAACAAUCGGAAGAAUGUCCGAAUAACGAAAGUAAGAAAGAAAAGAAAAGGCGAAGCAUAAAUCACGGCGUAAGAUGCGUACGAAAAGCAACAAUUGUUACCUGAAUUACUUCGAUAAAAGAACGACGCAAGUUGCCUAACGUCGGUUCAAAUGCAUCGACGCAACCUCGUCGCCCACCUUUUGGCGCGAUAAGAAGGAAAACGUAACCUCUCAUCUUGACGCGGAGAGAACCUGUCAGCAACGAACGAUUAUACAGUCUGUGGCCGAUAGAAAAGAAAAUGUUGCCGAGAAAAGAGGGCCAGAUCGCGCCUUACGCCCUCGAAGAUAUGAUCUCGGAUCUUCAGGCACGCAGAAAUUCUCUGGAUCACGUCGACGACGUUGCCGGGGAUCCGAUCGAGCAGCUGAAACAACGGGAACGGGAUUUGGUCCUUGCUGCCGAACUCGGCAAGGCUCUUCUCGAAAGGAACCAGGAGCUCACCAAACAAGGAGAAGCCUUGGCCGAGGAGUAUGCCAGUAAAUUGGAGAGUCUGGAACAAGAGAGGUACCUCUUGAGACGAAGACUGGAGGAAGCUCACGACGAGGGCGAGGUCAGGGCACUGGAGCUGCAGGCCGAUUUGGAGGCCCUUCGGAAUCAGUUGGAAGAGCAGGGAGAACGUGCGCGACGUGCGGAAAGGGAGCAGGCAGCCCUGGUGACGGAAUUGGCGGCCCAAAACACGCGGCUUGCCGAUCAGCUCCGAGAGGCAAACAAGCAGGAAGAAGAGCUCCUAGUCGAGCUAAGGGUCCUCAGGGAUAAGUGCGCGCUGAGGAACACCACGCUUCAGGACCAUGUCAGCAGCUUGGAGAUCCUCAGGGACGAGGUACAAAUUGUCUCAGCCCAAAGAACCGAACUCGAGAGGAGAUCCCUGGAGCUACGGCAGGAAAGGGCGCGAGCUGUUGCCGCCUUGGAAGAAGCCGAGGAGAGAGCCCACGUCUUGGAUAGACUUGGCCGCGAAGCUGAGCACAGAGCGAGAACGGCGGAACGGGAGAGGGACGAGCUCGCCGCUGCAUUGGCAGCCCUCGAGGCGGAAAGAAGAGGAAGAUCGGGUUCGAUACAAAAACCCCCGAGAUCACUGCAGGCGGAAAUGGAGUGCGAGGAGAGCGGAAGUUCUUUGGGAGAACCCGAGGACCUCAAAGCCGAAGUAACGAGGGCUUGUAAAAGAAUGCGAGAACUCUGCGCUCAGCUCAGAAGAGGCGAAGACGACUCUGGCCUUCAGAGCGAUUGCGACGAGUCCAUGUUGGUCCUGGCGAACGGUGCCGAUGCCGAGGCAAACUGUCCCGGGGCGUUGUCGGAGCUGACGGAGGAGUUGUUCAGACUGGCAUUAUCCGGACGAGGGGCUCCUGGGGAACUUGGCCUGGCGGUGGAAUUACACAGGGUACGAGAGGAGCUCGAGCAUUCGAGAGACCAGCUGAAACAGACGCAAGACGAGCUCAGGCGAAGAGGGGAAUCGCUGCUUGAGCUUACGAGCAAGUUGAGCGUAUGCGAGGCCGAGCUUCGAGGUGUACGGGAGGAACGAGACAGAGCCAGAGGUGACAUUGAGGAUUCGGCACUGACCAAGGACGAGGUCCUGGCCCAGGCUUACCAGGUCAGGGACCAAGCUGUCGCCCGGAAGAACAGGGCGGAAGUUGAGCUGGCAAGAACGAGGAUCGACGUGCUGCAGGCCAACAGCCAGCUGAUGGAGGCUAUCCAGCAGAAGAUCGAGCUGAGUCAACAGCUCGAACAGUGGCAAAUGGACAUGCAAGCGCUUCUGGACGAGCAAGUUAGAAGUAAACUGAUGCCGUCGAGCGGUCCGGUCAGCGGUAACGGGGACGGUUCGGAGAUCGUUGUUCCGGCUAGGAAGAAGCGCAGCACGAGCGCUUCGAAGAAGAUCUUCGGACUGUUCUGAAAGUUGUUGGGUUGAGAAAUUUCGCCGAAGAUCCGCAAUCUUCGGCUCGAUUUUUUAUCAUGGGAUCAAAAUUUUAACGCGAGAACCUAUCGCAAUGUGAUUAUAUGUUAUUGGGCGGAGGGCGGAAAUAUGACGCGGCUCUUUGUCAUUAUUGCCGCGGCAUUUCUUCAGCUGGGAAUCUGCGCUUGGAUGUUGGCGAAGAUAAAUUAUCACCGUUGGUCGUGAUUCGCAUGAAUUAGUUAUAGACGGCGUCAAUUAGUCGAGCGCAUUGGACGUGAACGUGAUAAGUUAAAAAGAAAACUUGUUUUUCGAAGAUUUUUACGGACUUUGUAUAGGCAUCUUUGUACCUGCGCUGUUGUUUAAUUGCUCGAGAUUGAUUUUUAACGGUCGUUUCACAAGACGUUAUAACAAGCUUAGAAGUUUCACUGCAGAGUGCAGACGCUGAUCAUUCGGGGCAAUUAAAGUAUCGUAAAAUCCUGCACGUUUCACGAAAAUUCGACGAGUGGCUUGAAAAAAUCUUGCGUAAUGCCAAUUAGACUUGAAGAAAUUACUAGUUAAAUUAUACCCCGUCGUAUAACUCGACAUUUCCAUCCAACGUUCAUACAUUCUAUUUUACAUUAUAUACUUGAACGUAUAUACUACACAGAAACUACAGGUCAAAUUUCUGAGGAAAAAUCAAUUUAACGACUGUACGACAGUUGAUGAAUUCAUGUUCAUUCGUCCAAACACUGGUUCCUGAAUUUUGCCUGAGACACGAAGACCGUCGAGUACACAAGGUAUUGAUGAGUGGUUCCAGUUUGACGCUAUUUACCCAAUAUGCGAACGGAGUGAGAUUGAGUAAACAAAAUGAUGUCUUAAAUUUAUUUCUCGUUCAAUUUCAAAGAGUAUCCAGAAGUAUAUAAGCAAAUAAUUAUAAUGACAAGUUCGUAAAUACGUGUGUGAGUACAGAAUACCUCACAUAGCACUGGGGCGUGUCGGCGCAAAGUAACAACGAACGUGUGUGUAAGGUCACUUUUAAAAAAAGUAUCACACGUCGUUUCACACCGAUGAGUCAAGAUUUCGCCAACGACCCACGCGAAACGUGUUAUACUUACUUUCCUUCUUCCCCACGGAUACUUUAUGCCUACGUCCGUUCGUCCGUCCGUCCCACAUGUGCCACUCUUGGGCUUGAUUGUGAGUGACAAAAUAUUUAUUUAUAUAUCGAAUAUAGAAAGAAAGUUACCGGAGAUGUGGCCUUUUAGAAUUUAAACAAAAGUGCAAUAAAACGCAUUGAUCGAAGUGUUGUUGUAGUGCAUUUGAGCGAUAAGUAAUUCGUUGACACUUAACAAAUGUAUAUGUACAAUGUGUUUGACUUCAAUCGUAUGAAUAUAUAUAUAUAUAUAUGUAUGUAUAUUCAUUUAAAUAUGUAAUGAUAGACAUAAAAUAAGCCUACGUACUUGCAAGAUUGUAAGAUAUUUCGUUACCGAAUAAGCGUACGUUAUAAUACUGCAUAUUUAUUUAAUAAAAUUGACUGUACAAAUGUAAA